Molecule: messenger RNA, 831 nt
Organism: Leptosia nina
Lineage: Eukaryota; Metazoa; Arthropoda; Insecta; Lepidoptera; Pieridae
Source: the annotation of a GenBank genome assembly
AUGCUCAGAAACUUAUUCAGAACUAUUGUUAUGACGAGGAUGAUUUCACCAAAAAUUAACGGUAGUGUUACUACUUUUGGCAAUUACAAGAGUGUAGUGCCUCUAUCAAUAAGCCGGCCAGCCUUACAAGAGGAUAAAGUUAAAGUAACAUUCCACUUGUAUGACGGUCGGCAAUUGGAAGCUGAGGGUAAGGUCGGUGACACACUGCUGGAUGUGGUGGUCAACAACGACCUAGAUAUUGAUGGAUAUGGUGCCUGCGAAGGGACAGUUACCUGUUCUACAUGCCAUGUUGUACUUACUCAGGAGGAUUUUGACAGGCUUCCAGAAGAAGCCGGUGACGAAGAACGCGAUAUGCUGGACUUGGCUUACGGCCUAACUGACACCUCCAGGCUUGGCUGCCAAAUCACACUGACCAAGGAUUUGAAUGGUCUCGUAGUCAAAAUCCCAGAAGGCGUAAACGACGCGCGAAUAACUCACACGUACGGUUUCCGAUAUCUCCCGUCUCACAAGAGACAAGACAGGCUAAGGAAGGGGUACAGCAAACAUUUGCCGUUGCAAGUCAACAAUAAUUAUUACGAUGCGACUUCGUACGAAAGCCUACAAUUUAGAAAGUAUUAUCCGAAGAGCGAAGCCAUUUUCAAAGAUAUUUUCGACGAUAAAGGCAUGUUAUAUCUGACAAGGGCCAAUAAGGACACAGACAGACUCCUAAAUGAACUUCUGAACGAUGUCAUAACCAUGAAAUCAGAGAAGUAUUUGAGACAGAGAGCCCACCGCUCCAAUGUUGCUAGGAAUGGCGGGAUGGAAUUUGAGUUUAACGAAUUAGUUGCUUAA